AUUUAAAGGUUUGUUUUCUUAUCAUUAUUUUUUAUAUAUAUUUUUUAUAAUUUAUGUUAAAAUUAGUUAUUACAGUCGAUAAUACAUGGUAGUAAAGUUUCGUUGAGUAUCCGAUGAAUCUGUUCGCAUAUAUUUUAUCUUCUUUGACCUAUGUUACUGAUUAAAUAUUUAAAAUUAAAAACAACUAAGUGAAAAGCGAAAAUAAACCGGCAAAUAUAGUUAAACUUGCGAUAUGUUGUGGUCACUUUUAAAAUUAAUAUUCUUCGGUUCUGUUUAUUUCAUUUCCUCGAGUUAUUACAAAUUAACUAAUUUUUUUAAAUCAUUACGAUUGUCGGUUACUUUGAGAUUAUUAGAUAUAACAAAACAUAUAAAUAACGUGGUCAGUACAUCUAAAGAAGAGGAUCUUCAGAAAGCAGAAAAUAAGUCGAAUGGCAAUAAAUGUAUAUCGCAAUCAAAACGAAAUAAACCUCAUCAAAAAUUGAAAAAAACAAAUGAUGAUCCUGUAUUUAAUACAAGUCUAGAAACACCUAUAGAGGAGAUAAUUGAAGAAACGAUUAAUGAAGAAGUAAAAAUCAACAAGAAAAAGGGAAAGAUUUCAAAACAAUCAACUAAAACAGGGAAAUUAUCUAAAAAGAAUGUAAUCAAACCAGAACCUGUGGAUAAUACUAGUGUUAAUAUCAGUACAGUUAGUAAAGUCACUUUAGAAAAUAAAAUAAAAAAGUCUACCACAGUAGAUUCUAUAAAAGAAAGUCGAACGGAAGACGUGGGUUUUUCAUUUUUACCCAUAAAAGAAAAGGGAAAAAAAUAUAAAGUUCAAAGUAGCACAAAAUACGAAGCUCGAGUUGAUGCUAUAACAAAAAAAUUUGAAUACACGUCUGGGAAAAGCAGUGAAGCUUUAGUUCCUAAAAAAGAUUUAACCAUUGAAAAACCACAAAGUCCUGUUUUUUCUAUUAUACCUACGGUAGCUGAAAAACGAUUAAUAUAUGAAACUUCUAUAAAAAAUAAAUAUAAAGAAAGUAAAAAAGUCACCUCUGGAGUAUCAUAUGCCAGUAUAGUUACGAAUAGUGCAAAUAAGGCUUCUUUAGAAUAUAAUCUGAGCAGUGAUGAUGCCAUCAAUUUGCAACAAGAAUCAGAUCUAGUUAAAACAGAAGCUCAUAAAGAAGAAACAUUUGAUCUCAAGUCAGAGAAGAGUGAUCAAAUAACUUUCGAUUCACUUGCAAUUUCCGAAGAAAAUAAAUCUGAGAUAUAUGCGAGUUUUGAAGAAGACAAUUCUAAUUUAAAUAAUGACAAUAAUUCUUCACUCGAUUACAUAACUGUCUCAGAUUAUCUAUUAGAAACUGAUAUUGGGAAUUGUUCUCCUUAUAGUUUCGAAGAAACUUACGUACAACACAAAAAAUCUUUCAAUAGUAGCGACUUUAGUGACCUUUCACAACCGAUUAGUUCAGUUGAACAUUCUUUUACUGAUCUAGUCGAUAGUUUUUCAACUAGCACUAAUAUUUAUCAAUCUGCAGAACAAUUUGAAGCCAGUACUGAAAAUCCUGUAAAUUUAUUAGAAAGAUUUGAUCAAGUACAUGAGGAUUUGGAUCAUAAAAGGGAAGAAUACAUAAUAAAGAGUGCGGUAUCUGAAGAACUGUUUGUUGAAAAUUGUUUAGAAAGUGAAAAGUUUAUAAGAGAAGAAAUUAAUUUCGGUCGUAGGGUGUGGCCCUUUUAUAAUCACGAACCAACUAUUAACAGUGAGGAAUUUGAACUACUACUUGUUGAUAUAAAAGAAAAUAUUGUGCGAGAGGAUCAGUACAUAAAAGAAGAACAAGAUUUCACACAUAUAGUGAAUACUGAAGGGCUAAAAUUGGAAGAUUUCGUUUAUAUAAAUACAGAAAACGAAGAAACUUUAACUAAUGACAAAAUAAUAUUAAUAAAAAAAGUUUUACAUCCAAAUAAUAGUAGUUUUACAGAAGAAACGAAUAGUUUUAAACAAGAACAAGAUUUCAAUAAUCCAUUAAUAGAUUCUUGUAGCGAAAUUGAACAGGAAGUGAAUAAAAAAUCUAAGGAAGACAUUUCUGGUGUUGGAAUAUUCGAAACUAUGCAGCAGAUCAGGGUAUUAACAUUAAAUGAUUGUGAACAUCGAGAAUCUACUUUAUAUAGACUCGAAAAAAAUUGGAUAAUACAGUUUCGUAUUGGUCCUUCUCUAUUUGGAAGGAAAGUUUUCUUGUAUUGCAAUUAUCCUUCGAAAACGAAUGGGAGUUUGAACGAAUUUAAUAGGAAUAAAUAUCAAAUUUUGGAAUGGGUUACUAAAGAAGGAAGUGAGAAUGCAGAUGAUACAGCGCUAUUUACAGAGAUAAAGGUCGAGAUAGCGGGUAGCUUCCAUUAUUACUUUGCUUAUGAAAAAGGGGAAACUGUGGAAAAACAAGGUUCUGGAUAUUUUUUGGUGGAUCCCGUUUUAAUGUACGGUAAUGAUGAAGAUUUGCCAUUGGAUUGUAUACAAUGUCAGACGGUUUUGACUAAGUGUUUGGGAUCAUUUUCAUCCUGGGAAAAAAAAUUACGAGUGGCAAAAGAAUCUGGUUACAAUAUGAUUCAUUUUACACCGAUUCAGGAAUUAGGGGAAUCAAAUUCUUCCUACAGUCUUAGUGAGCAGUUGAAAUUGAAUCCAAUUUUUAAGAAAGAUAAUGGGAAAAUGCCCACGUUCCAAGAAAUCGAGCAAUUUAUUGCCAAACUUAGGAAUGAAUGGAAGGUUACUUCAAUUUGUGACAUUGUCUUAAAUCACACAGCCAACGAAAGCAAGUGGAUUAAAGAACAUCCCGAUGUUACUUAUAAUUGUGUAAAUUGCCCCUAUAUGCGCCCCGCUUAUUUACUCGACGCUGCAUUCGAUUUCUUUUCUUCAGAAAUCAAAAAAGGAUUUUAUGAAGACAGAGGUAUACCAUCUGAAAUUAACAACGAAGAUCAUUUGAACGCCAUUCGUCAUCAUUUCAAAACAAGCAUUUUAGAUAUACUAAAACUAAACGAAUUAUUUAUUUGCGAUACGAAUAAACUAGUUGAUGAAUUUUUAAUAUUAGCUCGCAGUAACCAACCAAAUUCGUUGAAAUGUGACUCAAACUGUAACAAUUUAAAACUUAUCCAAGAUCCGGAAUACAGAAGACUAUCGAGCACCGUAGAUAUGGAACUGGCUCUAAAGUUAUAUAACCAUUUUUGGAACGACACUUUCGAUGAAGAUUCCAGAUUAAAAAAAUGCGCAGAGAAGUUUAAAAAUAAAUUAGACGAAUUGAAUAACGAAAAGUCGAAAGAAAUUAAUGAACAUCUUGAUGUAGCCGUAGAAAACGUUAUCGCUGGAAUUAGAUAUUAUAGAGUACAGCAAGACGGACCAAAAUUUAAGGAUAUUACUCUGAAGACACCGCUCGUGUACAGAUAUUUCACUGAUUACGGUCACCCUAAGUCUCUGCAAGAUUUCGAAAAAAUUAUGUACAGUGAUAAAGGUAGAUUUUUGAUGGCUCAUAAUGGUUGGGUCAUGAACUCGGAUCCACUAAAGAACUUUGCUGCUUCGGAUUCAAAGGUAUACUUAAGACGAGAACUUAUCGCCUGGGGGGAUAGUGUUAAACUCAGAUUUGGGGAUAAACCAGAAGAUUCUCCAUUCUUGUGGAGUCAUAUGAGGGAAUAUGUCGAACAAACAGCAAAAAUAUUUGAUGGCAUUAGGUUAGAUAAUUGUCAUUCUACCCCUAUACCAGUUGCCGAAUACUUACUGGACUGCGCAAGAAGAAUAAGACCUAACCUCUAUGUAGUCGCCGAGCUGUUUACCAAUUCCGAUAUGACUGAUAACAUUUUUGUUAACAGAUUAGGUAUAACUUCCCUUAUACGAGAAGCCAUGUCGGCAUGGGAUUCCCACGAAGAAGGUCGUUUAGUUUACAGAUACGGUGGCUCUCCAGUCGGUUCAUUCUAUCAGCCCAACGUACGUCCUUUGAUACCCUCCAUAGCACACGCCCUAUUUCUGGAUCAAACUCACGACAAUCCCACACCAAUUGAGAAACGAUCAGUAUUUGAUUUAUUGCCUAGUACGGCCCUUGUCAAUAUGGCUUGUUGCGCCAGUGGAUCUAACAGAGGUUAUGAUGAAUUGGUGCCCCAUCACAUCCACGUCGUUGAUGAAGAUAGAGAGUAUACAGAGUGGACACCAGAUACGGGAAGUAUAUCUGUGAGAUAUGUCACAGAGGAAUCCGGAAUUAUAAAAGCCAAAAAAGCAAUUAACGAUUUGCAUUUUCUGCUUGGUAAAAAAGGCUUCAAUCAGGUAUAUGUGGAUCAAAUGGACACAGAUAUUGUAGCGGUAACGAGACACUGUCCAGUGACACACCAAAGCUACAUUUUAGUAGCAUUUACAGCAUUCGGACAUCCGAAUGAAGAAGCAGCGAGUUAUCAAAGAGGAAUUAAACCUUUAAGAUUCGAAGGGGUUCUAGAAGAAAUCGUUGUUGAAGCCACCCUCAGUCACAUUAAUCAUAGGUCUGGCGGAUCCAAAUUUGCCAAAUGGGGAAAGUUUGUGAAAGAUUCCAAAUGGAUACAUGGUCUUUCCGAAUACCGAGUAUCUGUUAAGCAGCAUAUCCAAAUUUCGGAAUCGGAUAUUUUCGAAAAAGUCGAUUCGGGAAAUCCAAACGUUACAGAAUUGAAAUUCAAAAAUUUCAAACCGGGUUCGAUCGUUAUAGUAAGGACUUCAUUGCCUGAAACUAUGAGCGUUGCUGUUAAUUUCAUUAGAAAUUUGAUAAAAUCAAUUUCGCUCGGUGAUGAGAAGGAAUUGACGGAAAUAAUUGGGAAACUUACUUUAGCAGAUAUGAACAGAACGUUAUACAGAUGCGAUCAAGAAGAAAGAGAUGAAGGGUUUGGGUUUGGUACAUAUAAUAUUCCAAAUUUUAGUUCAACGGUAUAUGCUGGUUUUCAAGGUUUUAUGUCCUUAUUGGCGAAUAUAAGACCGAAUAAUGAUCUUGGACAUCCAAUGUGUGCAAAUUUGAGAGAUGGAAACUGGAUGAUUGAUUAUAUUUGGAAAAGACUGAAACUCGAUGUAGGCACCAAAGACCUUGGUGAGUGGCUCGAAAGGAACACAAAAUCUUUUGGAAAUGUUCCAAGAUAUCUGGUACCUUGUUAUUUCGACAUGAUAGUUACUAAUGUAUAUUUAGCCUUAUUAGACAAAUCGUACAAAUUGAUGUCCAAUUUUGUUAAAAACGGAUCAACUUUCGUUAAAGGACUAGCACUAGGGUCAAUACAAUUCGGAGGAUAUAUUAAAUCUGCAAAUUUACCCACUUUAUCUCCUAAUUUAGCACCUCCAAAACCACCAACCAGAAAACAUGGCGACGAAACUGUACAGGCAUGCGUAACAUUAUCUGCAGGUUUACCUCACUUUUCUGUUGGUUACAUGAGGAAUUGGGGUAGAGAUACAUUUAUUGCUCUAAGAGGUCUCUUUAUUCUAACUGGCCGUUACCAAGAAGCUAGAGAACACAUUUUAGGUUACGCAGCAUGCUUGAGGCAUGGAUUGAUUCCUAAUCUAUUAGACGGAGGUCGAAAUUCAAGGUUUAAUUGCCGUGAUGCUAUUUGGUGGUGGUUGUAUUGCAUUAAGGAAUAUGUAAAUGAAGCUCCAAAUGGUAUAGAAAUCCUUUCGGAUAAAGUUUCUAGGAUAUUUCCCACUGAUGAAGCUCAGAACCAACCUCCAGGGGCUGUGGAUCAACUUUUAUACGAUGUUAUGCAAGAAAGUUUAAAAGUACAUUUUCAAGGGUUGGCUUUUAGGGAACGAAAUGCCGGUAGACAAAUAGACGAACAUAUGACUGAUCAAGGGUUUAAUAAUCAAAUUGGGGUACAUCCAGAAACUGGUUUCGUUUUUGGCGGUAACAAGUGGAAUUGUGGAACUUGGAUGGACAAAAUGGGAUCUUCUGACAUAGCCGGCAAUCGUGGUAAACCUGCUACACCUAGAGAUGGUUCGGCGGUUGAAAUAAUAGGACUUUCUAAAUGUGUACUAUCCUGGUUAGGUAUAUUAUGUGGCGAAAACAAAUAUCCUUAUGAAGGUGUACAAAGGGUUCAUAAGAAUGGUACUAUAACAAAGUGGACGUUCAAAGAAUGGGCUAACAAGAUACAAAAUAAUUUCGAAAAAUAUUUUUGGAUACAUUUGAAACCAACCGAAGGGGAGUUAAGACCAGACUUAAUAAAUAAGAGGGGUAUUUACAAGGAUUCCUUCGGAUCUAGUGCAGAAUAUACAGAUUUCCAGCUUAGAUGUAAUUUUCCAAUAGCUAUGGUUGCUGCACCGGAACUUUUUACUCCAAGUCGCGCUUGGGAAGCUUUGAAGCAAGCCGAAAAAUAUCUAUUAGGACCUUUGGGUAUGAAAACAUUAGAUCCAGAAGAUUGGGCUUAUAGAGGUGACUACGACAACUCGAAUCAAUCUAAUGAUCCUACAGUGGCUCACGGUUUCAAUUAUCAUCAAGGUCCUGAAUGGGUAUGGCCAGUAGGAUUUUUCUUAAGAGCAAAAUUGUACUUUGCUUGCCAAAAUGGGGCUUUAAAAGAAACCGUUGCAAGUACAAAGGUGAUACUUUCCAAGCAUUUUGUCGAGUUACAAACUUCAGAUUGGAGAGGGCUUCCAGAACUCACUAAUCAUAACGGUGCUUAUUGCAGGGACAGUUCAAGAACUCAAGCAUGGAGUAUGUCUUGUAUACUUGAGGUGUUACAUGAUUUGAAAAAAUUCGAGUCUAAUUUAGAUUUACUUUCUAACUGACUUACCACCACGUUGGAGGCUAAGAAAAGUAAAUGGAUUGUACAAAGUGAUGGUUACGAAAACGAAAAAUUCUCAUCUUCGAAAUUUUGUAAAAUUUUAAGAAGGCAAAAGGUUUACGCAGAGGUGGAAGAUAUUAUAAUAAUGGAUCACGUCGACAAAAAUCGAAUUACUGAUCAAUCUAAAAAAAUACUCAAAUCUUCCUUGUUCAAUAACCAUUUUGAACCAUUCAGCGACCUCUUUUUUAAAUAUAAUCAAACAUUACCUGGAGUUUUAGUUAGUUUUAAAGAUUUUAAACAAACUGAUGAUAAUUUUUUGAUAAGCAACUAUUCUUCUAAUAAUUCAUUUAAUUACGUACCUUUUUACAACUUUAGAUAUACUUUAGAAGAUUUUCCCAUGACAGAAAUUUAUUCGUCGAAAAAUUAUUUCCAAAUAUUUAAAAAUACUAAUUUUAAAACGUCGAAUAGCUAUAAGAUUAGUCCUAGAACUAGUUUAUCAAAAAGGAUUACAGAUCAAAAUCUUGAUGAAAUCAUCCCGAUAGAUGAAAAUCUUUCUAGUCAAAAUCAAGAAAACGAAAGAAAUGUAUUAUUAUUAAAUCCUCUUCUAUUAGAUCUUAACGAAAGAAGAAUGAAAUUUAGAAAAACUAGAACAGAACAUAAUAAAAUUGUCCGUAUCACCAUAAUAUAUGUAAUGUCUUUUUUCGCUCUAGCACUGAUCACGUUUUUCAGUUUGUAUUUGUUAUAAAAAUGUGGUUUACAUGGUUUUUAUACCCCAGAAAAUUAAACAGAAGAAUAAUGUCACAUCUGAUAUAAAACUUGGUUAAUGAAAACUUAUUUUUAUCCCCAAAUUCCUUAUAAAGUUCUUUAAAAACCUUUAAAUCUUGAUGAAAACUCUCCCCAUAUUCACCACUCAUAUUUUAGAGGAAACAAUCAAAUGUGAAUACAGGAAAUGAUUAUUAUGACAUAUUCACUCUUAUAUGUUAGAAAUUUUCUAAUAAGUUUCAACAUAUUCAUAAUUUUCACUUGUUUUAUUUCCCAAAACCUAUUCAAUGACUUUAUCACCGUCGAUAAAAGGUCUUCAAAUUGAGGAUCUUUUGUUUAGUAAAUAAAACAUAUUGAAAAUACAAAAUAAAGAAGAAAAGCACUUUCAAAAGAAUCUAUAAUGGGUACAAUAUUUUUUUGAAAACUUUAGUUUAUAGUAGUUUAUAAAAAAUUUUAGGGGUUCAUAAAAAUGUGUAAACUAGUGUUAUUAAUAAUGUUUUAAUUCAUUUAUUUGAGGUUUGUUUCAUUUUAUGCAUGUUAUAUUUUGAAUCUAUUUAAUAUAUGAUAUUAAAGUUCGA
Diorhabda carinulata is the source of this 8063-nucleotide messenger RNA. Its product is annotated as glycogen debranching enzyme. The transcript has 22 exons. Lineage: Eukaryota; Metazoa; Arthropoda; Insecta; Coleoptera; Chrysomelidae. Gene Ontology annotation, biological process: glycogen catabolic process; glycogen biosynthetic process. The record is from RefSeq and is a predicted model, not a curated record. Gene Ontology annotation, molecular function: amylo-alpha-1,6-glucosidase activity; 4-alpha-glucanotransferase activity. Bases 233 to 6727 code for a protein of 2164 amino acids.